GCUCUCUGCACGCAGCAGAGGCUCAGUAAAUACGAUGCGAUGAAUGGUGCCCCACCGUCCCUUCCCAGCGCUUCGCCCAGUGCUCGGCGCCCAGUGGGCGCUCCCUCAAUACGGUGCAAUAGGCGGCGAGGCGGAGCGGGGCUCGUCUCCAUCCGUUGGGCCUAAGAGGCGCUCAGAACAGUGCCCUGCAACAAGCCGGGCCGGUGGAUGUGGGGAGCGUUGGGCGUGGGGCCGGGCCCGGCCGGCGGCCGCCUCCUCUUCCUCCUCCCCCUUCCGCUCCUCCGGGCCUCCGCCAUCCCCCUGGCCAUCCCCGCCACCAUGAAGACCGCCGCCUUCGUCGCAAAGCUGCCCCUCAACUACCGCGGCGGGAUCCGCCUCCACCCCGCGGACGACACCGGCCCCGAGCGGGCCCACGAGCCCGCCACCGGCCGGGUCAUCGCCAGCUUCCUCGGCUCCGGGGAGAAGGAGGUGGACUUGGCCGUUCAGAGCGCGAAAGCCGCCUUCCGAGUAUGGAGUCAGAAAUCGGGCACGGAGCGCUGCCGGGUCCUCCUGGAGGCCGCCAGGAUCAUCAGGGAACGGAGGGACGAGAUCGCCACCGUGGAGUCCGUCAACAACGGGAAGUCCAUCUUCGAGUCCCGGAUGGACAUCGACCUGUCCUGGCAGUGCUUAGAGUACUACGCGGGCCUGGCCGGCUCCUUGGCGGGCGAGCACAUCCAGCUUCCCUCCGGCUCCUUCGGCUACACCAGGCGGGAGCCUCUGGGCGUGUGCGUGGGGAUCGGAGCCUGGAAUUACCCCUUCCAGAUCGCCUGUUGGAAGUCGGCCCCGGCCCUGGCUUGCGGCAACUCCAUGAUCUACAAGCCGUCCCCCUUCACGCCCGUGUCCGUGCUGCUGCUGGCGGAGAUCCUGUCCGAGGCCGGGGCGCCCCCGGGCCUCUUCAACGUGGUGCAAGGCGGGGCGGCGACCGGGCAGCUCCUCUGUCAGCACCGGGACGUGGCCAAGGUCUCCUUCACCGGGAGCGUGCCCACGGGCAGCAAGGUCAUGGAGAUGGCGGCUAAGGGAAUCAAGCCCGUCACCCUGGAACUGGGAGGCAAGUCUCCCCUCAUCAUCUUCUCCGACUGCAUCCUGAAGAACGCCGUGAAGGGCGCCCUGCUGGCCAACUUCCUCACCCAAGGCGAGGUGUGCAGCAACGGCACCAGGGUGUUCGUGCAGAAAGGGAUCCUGAAGCAGUUCACGGAGGAGGUGGUGAAGGAGACGGAGAAGAUAAAGCUGGGGGACCCCCUGCAGGAAGACACGCGGAUGGGGCCCCUCAUCACCCGGCCGCACCUGGAGCGAGUCCUCGGCUUCGUUCAGCGGGCCCGGGAGGAGGGGGCUCAGGUGCUCUGCGGGGGGGAUCUGUACGUCCCCGAAGAUCCCAAACUGAAGGACGGAUAUUACAUGCGGCCCUGCGUGCUAGGAGACUGCAAGGACGACAUGACCUGUGUGAAGGAGGAGAUCUUCGGGCCGGUCAUGUCCAUCUUGGCCUUCGACACGGAGGAGGAGGUCUUGGAGAGAGCCAACGCCACCUCGUUCGGGCUGGCGGCGGGCGUCUUCACCAGGGACCUGCAACGGGCUCACCGGGUGGUGGCCGGCCUCCAGGCCGGGGCCUGCUACAUCAACAACUACAACGUCACUCCCGUGGAGCUGCCCUUCGGGGGAUACAAGAUGUCCGGCUUUGGCAGAGAAAAUGGCCGGGCAGCCAUUGAGUACUACUCCCAGCUGAAGACGGUGUACGUGGAGAUGGGGAAGAUCGAGUCCCCCUUCUGAGGGCAGCAAAAGCUGCUGGGACAGCGGUGUGGCCGAGCCCUCCCUGCCCGAGCGGCUGCAGCUGCUGGAGAGAGAGAGGGCAUCUCUCUCUUCCCCCAGCCCCUGCAAACGUUCACGCCUCCUUAGGGAUCCCACAGCAUCCUCCCCACCCCAGCCCUUUUCUAGGUGUCCUCCGGUGGCUGCAGUAAGAUUCGGGCAGGGGCCGGAGGCGAGGAGGGGGCGUACUCCACCCCGGCUGCGGGGGUCCUAGCAGACCCCGGGCCCACCCCGGUGGGCUGCGGCGGGGCAGAGGCUGCCCGGCGGGCCCGGCCAAGAGCGAAACCCUCGGCGAGGGAGGGCAGAAGCUCUCCUCUCCCGUGCCGCCCCCGGUCACGCCCCGAAGAGCCCGAGGUUCCUUCCCUUAUUUCAGGGGGUGGACCGCAGAGACGGACGGGCUUAGAGCCUCCCGUGUCAGCCGCUGACGGAGAAGCUGUUCAAUUCCCCAACCACCCCCCCGUGAAAAAAAACUCCCCCCCGACUUCCUCCAGAGCCAGCGCGGAGGGUGGAUCUCCGCCUCCUUUUUUUAAACCACCUCACGCCGUAAUCAAGCUUGCGCCAGCCUCCCGAUGCCAAAGCCGUGGGCGUGGAUGAGAAUAAAAGCCAAGGCGGACCUGGC
Ornithorhynchus anatinus (platypus) is the source of this 2458-nucleotide messenger RNA. It is a transcript of the gene ALDH9A1, whose product is annotated as aldehyde dehydrogenase 9 family member A1. NCBI's taxonomy places the organism in Eukaryota, Metazoa, Chordata, Mammalia, Monotremata, Ornithorhynchidae. Bases 208 to 1803 code for a protein of 531 amino acids. Gene Ontology annotation, molecular function: aminobutyraldehyde dehydrogenase (NAD+) activity; 4-trimethylammoniobutyraldehyde dehydrogenase (NAD+) activity. The record is from RefSeq and is a predicted model, not a curated record. The transcript is spliced from 12 exons.